AUGAAUUCAACUCUUAAACAAAAUGGAAUUCGUGAAUUUAUCAAGCAACAUUGCAUUGAUAUUAUGCGUAUUUUGGAAACAAAGUUGGGGGAUCGAAAAUUGAUGAGAAUUUUGAGGAAUAAGUUCAAUGGCUUCGUGCGUGUCAAUAAUUUUGGAACUCAUAGAUCUGAACGGAUCUUGAUUUUGUGGAAUCCAUCCAAAGUAUUUUUGGAUGUGAUGGAGGUUCAUCCAGAAAUCAUUCAUUGUAAAGCUACUUGUAAGGUAACAUCUUAUUCAUUUCUUGUUAGUUUUGUUUAUGGAUUUCAUACUGUGGUUAACCGGAGGCCACUUUGGAAUAACAUUAUGGAGUUCAACGCUAAUGUCUCAUCACCGUGGUUGAUUCUUGGUGACUACAACAAUGUUCUUAAAUUUGAUGAGAAAUGUAAUGGGGCGGAUGUUACCCCUUAUAAAAUCAAGGAUCUUAUAAAUUGUUGCCUUCAUGUGGGUCUAAUGGAUGUGCGGUCUAUUGGUUGUUAUUACACAUGGACUAAUGGGUCGGUUUGGAGCAAAAUUGAUAGGGCAAUGGUCAAUGAUAUUUGGGUGCAAAAUAGGGCAUAUGUUGUUGCAAAUUUUCUACCCUCUGGUUGUUUUUCCGAUCAUUCCCCUUGCAUUGUUUCCAUUCAUGACGGUGUUGGGGGUGAAAAAAAACCUUUCAAGUUUUUCAACAUGUGGACUAAGCAUGUGGACUUCCAUGAUAUCAUUCAAGCUUGUUGGAAUUUUAAUGUGUUGGGGACAAAGCAAUUUAUCCUUUGCGAGAAAUUGAGCAAACUAAAGGGAGCUUUGAAGGAGUUUAAUAAUAAGCAUUUUGGGCACAUUUCGACUAGGGCAAAUGAGGCUAAAAUUGAAUUGGAGGCUGCCCAAUUACAAUUACAUAAUAGCCCAAGAGCGUGA
This is a messenger RNA of Olea europaea var. sylvestris, 930 nucleotides long. RefSeq lists its product as uncharacterized. The record is from RefSeq and is a predicted model, not a curated record. The transcript has a single exon. Lineage: Eukaryota; Viridiplantae; Streptophyta; Magnoliopsida; Lamiales; Oleaceae. Gene Ontology annotation, molecular function: catalytic activity. The coding region runs from base 1 to 930 and encodes 309 amino acids.